Messenger RNA from Marchantia polymorpha subsp. ruderalis, 3305 nucleotides. The record is from the annotation of a GenBank genome assembly. NCBI's taxonomy places the organism in Eukaryota, Viridiplantae, Streptophyta, Marchantiopsida, Marchantiales, Marchantiaceae.
AUGGAGCUGGCCCUCUCGGACGUAGGAGGUACGAACAGCGACGGGCGGAAGAAAGAUCCUCAUUCCGCAUCAUGAAGGGGUGACCUCGUCACGCAGUCGGGGGCGAACAGAACAAGUCACAGACCUGCAGAGCCUACGAAGCUCCGUCCGAAGCCGGAACGGACGAAUGAAGGAGCGGAGGCAGCAUGUCGGGGGUCCGGACUCCGGCGGGAAAGGCCGUUGAAGUCAACGUCCGAGGGGGGAAUUGAUGGGCCUGCCCACCCAGAUCUACGUCGCAGGCCUGCGGACGGAAGUACGAAACUCCUGCGAACGACACGUCUUUUCGUCUGUCAGAUAAUUCUCCGUCCGUACUGGUGCGUCUGCGUUCUGUCCGCCCGCGCGACCGCCAGGUGUCCGUCCCGUCCCCGCCCCACCUGCCCCCCCGGAAUGAUUUGGCCAGCACUGGGCCUUUAUGGCGCAGAUGGGCUCCAUGUUCCCCUGUCGUGCUGGACUGCCGCGGCCGCGCCCUUUGCUUCCCCCUCGGACGGCGUCGCAGUCAUUCGUACCCAUCGACGGCGCAGCCCCCCGUCGCCGGCGUUGCGCUCGUCCCCCUCCACGGACCGUACAGCGAAUCGGGGCCUCCGAAAGAGCCCGAAUCUGAAUCUGGAUCUGGCUGCUCUCUCGUUCCCCCCCUCGCCAGCGAUGGGACGGGGGAUCUGAUCUUCUCCUUCUCCUUCUUCCUCUUCCUCUUCCUCUUCCGCGAUAUGAAUGUCGAUUCCUUGUCGUUUGCCCCCAUCUCUUGCUCCGAUGAACGUGGACAUGUGGGAAGCUGGAAAAAAAGGGGCGAGGUGGUUGGGCCCUCGGCCGCCCUCACAUGCUCGACGAUCCGCUCUUCGAAUUCUGAGACCCGUCGAAGAAUGCCUUCUCGUGAAUUGGCAGGGCGAGGGAGGGAGGGAGGGAGGGACCCAGGGAGACGGACAGAUGGCUGAAUCGAUUGGAUCGAUCCCCGAAUCGACCGAGCCAAACGAGCCGAAUGGCGCCGGAUGAUCCGAUCAGUCUCGUAGGCCCUCCCUCCCGUCGGCGUAGGUGCCGUCCAGCGACAGAAGGUUUCGGCCGCGGAGGCAUAAAUUUGUCCAACAGAGGUCCGCGAGAGUCCACAUUAUGAAUCUGCGGGUUGACCGCUUUCAACCCGACAAGGGUUGAAAGCGUGGCGUGAGCCUGAGGAGAUGAGCUACACGCAGACCGAGCUAGGAGAUAAAACAGAGCCCGGCGUGUGGGCAACACCUCACAUCUUGGAGACGCUUUAGGCAAAAGCGCCGCUGCUGACAGAAGAUAACCUUUGUCUGCAAUUCGGAUUACACGAGACAUAUUACAUGGACGUGAGCGAGCUCGGGGUUACCGGGGAUCUGCAAUAAUCCUAUCGCGAAUCGGGGUUGUUGGUUUGCAACCCUCUGCAGAGUCGGCCAUUAUGAGGCCCCUGCCCUGUCGUGUUGCGAAUGCCCAGAACGCUGUUGUUUUACUGUCGUCCCUUGUUGCCUUACCCUCGCUUUGCUUGCGAUACGCAUCUCCUCUCCUGACUCCAUCAUCCUCUUAUCUCCAGAGCGCAAGCGCUAGACACCUGGUUCCGAGCUGAUCUCGUUUGGCCGCUAAAUUGAAUUCUUUGACAGUCGACAGUCUGUUAUUUCGGGCUGCUGCUGUUUACAUCGACUCUCUCGAUCACUCUGCAGCUCGAGGUUCGAUCUCUGCGAGACGAUUGGACACAGAUGACGCGCGGAUUCUGUUCAUGUCGCCGGGAUGCAUCUGGGCUUGAAACUCUUCCUCACGACGCGAUCGGCACGACUGACCUGUCGAGCAGCUCAUGCGUGAGCUGAAAGCUUCGAAUGUCGCCUCAUCUUUGAGUUUCGACCUUGUCGGUGAAUCAUCAUCAGUCGUCGUCUGCCCGGAUCGUGUCCAGCCGAGGCCAAUUUCCCUAUCCUGAAAUGCAAAUGGAAGUGGUGUGGAUCGUAAAACACGUGAACUACGAGAUGGACCUGUUGCACCAGUAAAGGGAAAGGGCUGGUCAAUCAUUAGGUCAGUCACAUCAGAGUCUAAUAAAUGUCAAGCGCAAACUGGCGUUGACAACGAGCGGGGGCGAAAGGAGGAAGGGCUCUUCGGUGGAUCAUGCUUCGAGUAGAUAGAAGAAGUUGCAAACCGCAGAGAAUGAACAUGGAUCGGUACAGAACAGGAAAUCCAUUGCCGUGGAGGAGGAGAGCUUGACAGAGAUGGACUCCGAACGAGGAUCAUUCGUUCAAAGUAAAGCGGGGAAAGACGAUCGAGCGUCAGUCUCUCUCAUGGAAUAUGGAAAGUAUACCCCAACAGUUCGAAUCUCAACCCCGAGACGAGAACAGGUCGCACUGCGCUACAGUUGACGAGAUGCAGCGCUCCGGACUCUGAACCAGAUGCAGUAAGCCUGUAAAGAGCAUUGGGCAGGUGGAAGUGCAACGGUGCCUCGCCUUGAAAAGCCUAUCAGUUAAUUGAAAAGCUACCAAAAGGCAUGGAAAAGAGUGGCCAUUUAAUUUGUGUGCUUAUCAUCGCAAACCGCUGAUGCAAACUCCAUGUACUUUCCACCUACACGGCCGUCUCGGUCGACCAGGCCCAUGAGACCGGCACACGGAAUGCGCAUCUCCAUCUCCUCCUGGAAGAGGUCCUCUGGAUGGGUAUCUGCUGUGUAUUGUGGAUCGAAGGGGAAAAUUUUUAAUGCUUUUAAUAAUUCGUGAUCGACACCGGGGAAUCCAUGGACGACAUACUGCGCAGGGAAAGGUAUAUGAACGUAGUUGUUUACAGAGGAAUAUCUGGCCAAUUUUCUACAGACGGAAAGGACCCGCUGCUCUGCUCUGCAGCCACGGACUGUAGAUGAUCUGCACUGCAGUGCACUGACCCGUGCGUUAAAUGCUCCGCCCUGCAGCUCUCGCACUGUAACAGUCUCGUUUACCAAGUCGUGAACGACAGGUCAUGCCACACUGAGCUGAAGGCCAGAAGCAGCAGCACCACGAGAGAUGGUUUGACAAACCACAAUGAUGGUGUCUACUUCGGAUCCUAAAUGAUGAAACGCUGGCCUCGCAAGCUUCGGGUUUCCUUGUAUAGAUGGUUGCCAGCACAAAAAAAAACCCUCAAUCAUGAAAAUGAUGCACGAAACCAUCCCAAAGGUCUCGUAGUUGCGGAUCAUUUUUCAAGGGAGUUAAUGCCGCUCUUGUGUGUUAUGUCAUAUUGACAAACCUGCAGGCUGACACCUGCAUGAAUAACGUUCAUUGACUUCCAAUGCAAUAUACAAAUAAAUAUCAUUAUCG